CAAAUUCGGUGAAGAAACAUAAUGGAUAUAUUCAACGAGAAAUAGAUAUAGAUAGAAGUAAUACACCAAAAAAUAUACUUGUUGGAUCUGUAGUUGGCGGAGGAAGUCAUCUCAAUCCAAUGUUGGAAAUUUGCAAGAUUUUAGUGGAUCGUGGAUAUAAU
Molecule: messenger RNA, 161 nt
Organism: Scutellospora calospora
Lineage: Eukaryota; Fungi; Glomeromycota; Glomeromycetes; Diversisporales; Gigasporaceae
Source: the annotation of a GenBank genome assembly